This is a messenger RNA of Alternaria alternata, 1296 nucleotides long. Its product is annotated as alpha-soluble NSF attachment protein. Gene Ontology annotation, molecular function: soluble NSF attachment protein activity; syntaxin binding. Gene Ontology annotation, biological process: SNARE complex disassembly; intracellular protein transport. Bases 105 to 986 code for a protein of 293 amino acids. The record is from RefSeq and is a predicted model, not a curated record. Lineage: Eukaryota; Fungi; Ascomycota; Dothideomycetes; Pleosporales; Pleosporaceae. Gene Ontology annotation, cellular component: vacuolar membrane; SNARE complex. The transcript has 6 exons.
CUGUCUCGACCAAAGUUUCAACAUAACGUCUGCCUAUACAGUCAUAUCUCAUACUGACCCUCCCUCUCCUGCAAACAACCUCCGCACUCGACAACUCAGCAAACAUGGCCGGCGAUCCACGAGCGCUGCUGCGACAGGCAGAAGCAUCGUUGCAGAAGGCAUCUGGCGGCUUCAGCUUCUUCAGCAACAAGCAAGACAAGUAUGAGGCAGCCGCAGAUCAGUUCAUCGCUGCAGCAAAUGCGUUCCGGAUGCAAAAGAUGGGCAAGGAGGCAGGCGAGGCUUUCGAAAAGGCGGCAUCAGUACAACGUCAGAAUCUGAACGAGCCUGAUGACGAAGCAAACACGCUUACAGACGCCUUCAAGGCCUACCGCAAAGAUGACCCAGAAGCAGCUGCGCGGUGUCUAGACAAAGCCAUUGCGCAUUACUGCAGCAAGGGCAACUUCCGCCGUGCAGCCACCCACAAGCAGAACCUUGCAGAGCUCUACGAAGUCGAGCUCGGCGACAACACCCGAGCUGCAGCCGCAUACGAGGAAGCGGCUGGCUGGUACGAGAGUGACAAUGCUGAAGCACUUGCCAACAAGCUUUGGCUCAAGACCGCCGACCUCGUCGCUCUAGAAGGCAAGGACUACUACAAAGCCAUCGAAAUUUACGAGAAGGUUGCCAGAACCUCGAUUUCUAAUAACCUUAUGCGCUGGUCCGUCAAGGAGUACCUACUCAAGGCUGGUAUCUGCCAGCUAUGCACAGGCGACCAGGUCGGUGUCAACACUGCGCUUGACAGGUAUAGAGAGCUGGACCCAAGCUUCCAGCAGCAAAGGGAGCACGCACUACUUGUUGACUUGGCGGCUGCAGUGCAAGACGGUGAUCAGGAGGCGUUUUCUGAGAAGUUGUUCAAUUUUGACCAGCUCACUAAGCUUGACAAGUGGAAGACUACACUUCUAUUGCGGGUCAAAAACACGAUUGAAGAAGGAGGCGAGGACUUCUCGUAGAAAUUGGUCGUUGUAGAGGUAUUUGCUACUCAUGACUCUGGUUUGCUUUUGUGUACGGUAUAGACACACCUUGCGUUUAGGUCUUGCGAUAAAAUGAGAUCCAACAAGAUCGCCUGAAGGCUGGAUAAUUAACUGUGUGGUUGCUGCUACUUACACGAAAUGUAUAGUGACGGUAACUACAACGAGACUUUGAUGAACUAAACACAUUACAGUCCUCUGUUAGAAAGAAUGGUGGCCUGCACACAUGGACUUCAAGGUUAGCUUAGACUAGAUGAAAGACAUCAGUAGUGGCAAUAUCACGAUUGCAAGC